CUGCAAGCAACGACGAGCCCCCUUCGCUGACGUCGACCCGAACACCGACCGCAAGAUGCCAAGUACUGGCGAGCUCGAGGCCAUGAAGACACCUUCGUGUCCGACGAGAUCGACGCCGAUACAUCCGCACGCAGGCUCAGCGCAAGGGACCAACACUGUACGCGAUCCACGAGUCUCGUCGAAAAUCCCAACAACCGCCUCAAACUCAAGAAACCUGCUCAUAGAUAACUCUAAACCUACGACACUGCAGGACGCAGUGAAGGCGACAGAGAGUGCGUAGGCGCUACGCUCUUCGACGAUGCUUGGAGGGUCAUACAAGGAGAGGGAUAUUUGCUAUAGGAGCUAAAGCGGAUAUUGAUGUCAACGAC
Molecule: messenger RNA, 368 nt
Organism: Trematosphaeria pertusa
Lineage: Eukaryota; Fungi; Ascomycota; Dothideomycetes; Pleosporales; Trematosphaeriaceae
Exons: 3
Coding region: 56-280 (74 amino acids)
Source: RefSeq, a predicted model, not a curated record